Penicillium daleae is the source of this 798-nucleotide messenger RNA. RefSeq names its product phosphoglycerate mutase family protein. NCBI's taxonomy places the organism in Eukaryota, Fungi, Ascomycota, Eurotiomycetes, Eurotiales, Aspergillaceae. The annotation marks the transcript as partial. The record is from RefSeq and is a predicted model, not a curated record. Gene Ontology annotation, molecular function: sedoheptulose-bisphosphatase activity. Gene Ontology annotation, biological process: ribose phosphate biosynthetic process. The transcript is spliced from 4 exons.
AUGACCGCACCCACAACCUCCGCCCGCGUCUUCCUCGUUCGCCACGGCGAGACAGACUGGAUCACCGGCGGCAAAUUUGCCAGUCGAACGGACGUACCACUGUCUAACGUAGGUGAAAAAGACGUCGAGCUAAUCCGCGAACGUCUCGUCGCCGAAAACGAAAUGAUUGAUCCGACGGGAGUAGCCAAAAUGUCAGUCCACCCAUCCCGAUACUGUUCCCCGCGAAUCAACGCCCGGCGUACCGCAGAAAUCCUCAAACUAGGAAUCCACAACCACCUUCAUUUCCUGGACCGGGAGACGGGGCAGAAAUUCAAGACGGAGUCCAUGAUUAAGGGGGAGUCGGCGGAUCCGUAUAUCCAUUUGACCAAGUGGUUGGAGGAAUGGGAUUAUGGCGAUUAUGAGGGGAUGACACUGCAUGGGAUUAAGGAGGCGCGCAUGAAGGAGUUUAGGGAUGCGAAGUGGGAUAUUUGGACGGAGGGGUGUCCGGGUGGAGAGUCCCCCCAGCAAGUCAGCGACCGACUCGACGAACUGAUUGCCGAAAUCAAAUCCGUUAUCGAGGAGAACUCGGCUAGUUGGCCCGGCGGCCAGAUUAUCUCUCAUCGAAGCCAGCAUGCGCAGGAUAUUGUCUGUGUUGCUCAUGGGCAUAUUCUAGCUGCGAUGGCGAUUCGAGAGGGUGUUGCUGAGUUUGGGCGAGUCUGGCUAAUGUCGACUUGUCUCCUUCGGAUCAGAUUUGAGCACGAUAAUAUCAAUCAGCCGGCUAUUGUGGUGGGGAGGAAGCCUGGGCCGUCGGAUCGGAUG